AUGGCUUGCGCGGCUCCUCCCGGCCCCCUCCCCGCUCGCCGCAGCGCCACGGCGGCCCGCGUGGUCUUCGCCGUGGGGCCCCACCCGCCGCGAUUCUACGGGCGUUUUAAACCCUCCACGGGAGGCGCGGCACGCUCCAGCCUGCGCGUCGUGGCGUCUAGCUCCAAGGCGGACCCAGUAGAGGAGAGACCCCCAGUCGCGUCGCUCGCGGACGUUCCAGUCUCGUCCGACGCGUCCUCGCCGGUGGAGCCUCAGCCCCAAGUAAGCACCGGCACAUGGAAAUGGAGGGGCUACAACAUUCGCUACCAGUACGCUGGGACAUCAGGCCCUGCAUUGGUUCUAAUUCACGGGUUCGGGGCAAACAGUGACCUUUGGCGGAAAAAUAUUCCUGUUCUAGCCGUGGCACACAGGGUAUAUGCGAUAGAUCUAAUUGGUUAUGGCUAUUCUGAUAAGCCUAAUCCACGUGAGAUCAGAGAGAACUUUUAUACUUUUGAGACAUGGGGAGAACAGCUGAAUACAUUCUGUGCUGAAGUGGUCCAGAGUGAAGCUUUCUUCAUAUGCAAUUCAAUUGGAGGGGUUGUUGGUCUGCAGGCAGCUGUUAUGGAACCUAAAAAAUGUAAAGGAAUUGUUUUAUUGGAUAUUUCAUUAAGGAUGCUUCAUAGCAAAAAGCAACCAUGGUUUGCAAAGCCUUUCAUCAAAUCUUUUCAAAGUCUCCUAAGGAACACUGUUGUUGGGAAGCUAUUUUUUAAUGCUGUCGCUACACCAGAAUCUGUGAAAAAUAUUCUUUGCCAGUGCUAUCAUGACACAUCUGCAGUGACACAUGAGCUAGUUCAGAUUAUUCUACAGCCUGGGCUUGAUCCUGGAGCAGUGGAUGUAUUCCUUGAGUUCAUCUGCUACUCUGGAGGACCUCUACCUGAAGAGUUACUUCCGUUGGUCAAGUGUCCAGUUUUGGUAGCAUGGGGGGAGAAGGACCCAUGGGAGCCUGUUGAGCUUGGAAGAGCCUAUGCAUCUUUUGAUACAGUUGAAGAUUUUGUUGUCUUGCCAGAUGUUGGACACUGCCCUCAGGGCCUCAAUUUGAUGGAAAAUGGGAAUGCACGGUUAACGAAUGAGUCCUGUCAGGCUAUGCAAAAGAAGAACACGUAUUCUCAGAGCAGAGAGCUCACCGGUGGCACUGGCACCACUGUUUCAGUUUCAGAAGAUGGAGGAUUUGACAAGGGCAGCAUAGACCUUGGAGGCCUAGAGGUGCGCCAAGUCACCACAUUUGCCAAGGUCUGGUCCACCACGCAAGGCGGCCAAGACGGCCUCGGCGCCACCUUCUUCAAACCCUCGCCGGUCCCCGCCGGCUUCUCCGUGCUCGGCCACUACGCGCAGCCCAACAACCGGUCACUCUUCGGUCAUGUCCUCGUCGGCCGGGACACGUCUGGCACCGGUGCACUCCUCGUCGCGCCAGUGGACUACGCCCUCGUCUGGUCCAGCCCGGACGGCGCCGGCCACUUCUGGCUCCCCACGGCGCCCGAAGGCUACAAGGCCGUCGGCGUGGUGGUCACGGCCGCGGCGGACAGGCCUUCACCCGACGAAGUCAGGUGCGUCCGCGCCGACUUCACCGACGCGUGCGAGACCGAGGACUCGGUGUUGAGCAGCGACAAGGAUGGCUUCAGCGCGGCCACCCUGAAGCCGGCGGUCCGUGGCAUCGACGCCCGUGGCGUGCACGCUGGCACGUUCCUCGCUCAGAGCAGCGCGACGCCGGCGGGCGCGUCGACGACGCUGGCGUGUCUGAAGAACAACAGCGCGAGCUACACGUCCUCCAUGCCUGACCUGGCCCAGGUGAACUCCCUCCUCGCGGCCUACGCGCCGCACGUGUACCUGCACCCGAACGAGCCCUACCUCCCUUCGUCGGUGACGUGGUUCUUCGAGAACGGCGCGCUGCUGUACCAGAAGGGCAGCCAGACCCCGACGCCGGUGGCCGCCGACGGGUCCAACCUCCCGCAGGGCGGUGGCAACGACGGCGGGUACUGGCUCGACCUGCCGGUGGACGGUAACCAGAGAGAGAACGUCAAGAAGGGAGACCUCGCCGGCGCGAAGGUGUACGUGCAGGCGAAACCGAUGCUCGGCGGGACGGUGACCGACCUCGCUGUGUGGAUCUUCUUCCCGUUCAACGGGCCGGCGCGCGCCAAGGUCGGCCUCAUCCCGUCGAUCCCGCUCGGCAAGAUCGGCGAGCACGUCGGCGACUGGGAGCACGUGACGCUGCGCGUGAGCAACUUCUCCGGCGAGCUGCUCCGGAUGUACUUCUCGCAGCACAGCGCGGGCACCUGGGUGGACGCGUCGCGGCUGGAGUACCUCGACGGGGACGGCGGGAACAGGCCGGUGGCGUACGCGUCGCAGCACGGGCACGCGUUCUACCCGAACGCGGGGACGGUGCUGCAGGGAAACACGAGCCUGGGCAUCGGGAUCCGGAACGACUGCGCCAGGGGGAGCAGGCUGGACACCGGCGCCGGGCGGUGCGAAGUGGUGUCGGCGGAGUACCUCGGCGUCAAGGAGCCGGCGUGGCUCGGCUUCGAGCGCGAGUGGGGGCCGCGGGAGGAGUACGACAUCGGGCGCGAGAUCAACCGCGCCGCGAGGAUCCUGCCGCGUUCGGUGAGGGAGCGGCUAGCCAAGCUGGUGGAGAAGGUGCUCGUCGGGGAGGGGCCGACGGGGCCCAAGAUGCACGGUAACUGGAGAAACGACGAGAGGGAAGCUUGA
This is a messenger RNA of Miscanthus lutarioriparius, 2739 nucleotides long. NCBI's taxonomy places the organism in Eukaryota, Viridiplantae, Streptophyta, Magnoliopsida, Poales, Poaceae. The record is from the annotation of a GenBank genome assembly.